CAGUCCUGUUCACAAAAAAUUCAAUUGCAAGAAUUUAACAUUUGAAAAUUUACUAAACUAUGGAAUCAUCUUCAAAUUGCAACUCCGGUGGUAUUCAUGAUACCACGAUGGAAGAUUGGCAGGACGAAAGUGCCGUUGAGCAGGAGACGAUUGCCAUGAUGCGACACUUUGGCAUGAUGUCCAUGACUGACAGACGUCUGUCACCAAUACCGGACAUUGAAGAGCCUUUACCAUCCAUGAUAUUGAUUGAAAACCAUAAUUUACCGUACAUCCUUGGUCCCAGUUGCUUUGAGCCGGGCAGGAAGAUAAAUAACAAUCAGUUAGAACUGAAGCCGCAACAUUCUUCGAAGCUUAAGAAUUGGAAAGAUAUUAUUGUGAAUGGGCGUCGUCGUCCACUUCCAGAUCAAGGGGAAGUUCACGAAAAACGGCGUAAGAUGGAUGAUUAUUAUCAUCACUAUUAUUAGGAGUUGACAUGCAGAUUUAAAGAUGCUUAAAUUGAUGUAAUUUCAGUUUUUCAAAUGUAUUAAUUCAAUGAAUUUAUAAAUAUGCAACUAUUAUUAUACAUAUGUCCGCAUAA
Molecule: messenger RNA, 577 nt
Organism: Drosophila innubila
Lineage: Eukaryota; Metazoa; Arthropoda; Insecta; Diptera; Drosophilidae
Exons: 1
Coding region: 60-464 (134 amino acids)
Source: RefSeq, a predicted model, not a curated record